Messenger RNA from Caenorhabditis remanei, 726 nucleotides. RefSeq lists its product as uncharacterized. The record is from RefSeq and is a predicted model, not a curated record. The coding region runs from base 1 to 726 and encodes 241 amino acids. The transcript has 5 exons. NCBI's taxonomy places the organism in Eukaryota, Metazoa, Nematoda, Chromadorea, Rhabditida, Rhabditidae.
AUGCUAGCUUGUGAACUCUUGCAUCAUACUCAGUUGUUACCACAAUUUGUAUUUGUAAGUUGUGUUGUAACUUCUUACUAUGGAGUGUUCUUCAAUUUGUUAUCCAACGGAUUACUUUCUUUGAACCGAUUUUGUGCGACGUUCGUUUGGUAUACCACGUACUUUAACAAUGCAUGCAUCAAAAUCUACUUUCUGAUCAUUUCGGUUGUUGCCCUUGUUGCCACUUUGCCAGGUGGAAUACUGAUGUUCAUUUAUCUUUUCAAAGAUUACAGUUUAGCAGCUCAAUAUGGAAAAACAGGUCUUGAAUCAUUUAACACUCAUCGAUCCAUUAUUAUUAGCAUGAUGAUAUGCGACGGAUUGGUUGGUUGUGUGACAAGUUUAUCUACCAUUUACCGAUUGAGAAAGUAUAAAAUAAACUACGACAAGAGCCUCCUUCUGGUAACCACAUUGCACAUUUUCCCAGAUACAUUGGUCACUUUGUUCAAUUUAGAUAUGAUAUUUCAAGUGACAGGCGAAUCAAAAUAUAUGAAUGAACUGAGCAGGAUGUUCCUCGUUUUCUUGGUAUCGUUCAACAGCUUGACAAUAGUUUGCACUAACCGCCAAAUUCGACAAGAAUAUUUCAACUUAUUGUUAUCAUUGAGACAGAUUUUCUGGUGCAGUAGUUCUGUCAGGAACACAUUGACUAACCUGACAACAGUGUCCAAAGAACGAGUUACCGUAUUCUAA